Molecule: messenger RNA, 1773 nt
Organism: Aspergillus bombycis
Lineage: Eukaryota; Fungi; Ascomycota; Eurotiomycetes; Eurotiales; Aspergillaceae
Product: putative carboxylesterase
Exons: 5
Coding region: 1-1773 (590 amino acids)
Source: RefSeq, a predicted model, not a curated record
AUGAGACACUUGCUAACAGUCAGCCUGGCUCUGGUGGCCACCGUGAGGGGCAAGCCAUCUGAACCCAUCGUUGACUUGGGAUAUUCCUCCUACCAAGGAUACUAUAACACAACUACUGGGCUUAAUAUCUGGAAAGGAAUUCGCUAUGCAGCCCCUCCGAUCAACGAGUUGCGAUGGCAACCCCCGGCAGCUCCUCAGAAUACCAGCCACAUUCUCCCAGCGGUUGACCAGUCACCGAUCUGCCCACAAUCCGGUGCCGCUAGGACACCAGCAGUCUAUGGGUUCAGCUCUGGUCCGGGCGAUGAGGAUUGUUUGUAUCUGAACGUCUAUGCACCCCCAGGAGCAUCCGAUUUGCCGGUCUUCGUCUGGAUCCAUGGAGGUGGAUACGGCCUCUUUGGAGCUGUCUAUGACCCUAGUCCGCUAAUGAACACCAACGCCAAUGGCUUUAUCACGGUAGAGAUCCAGUACCGUCUCGGCGCGUUUGGCUUCCUGUCCUCCGCAGAGGUUCACGAAAGAGGUACAACCAAUGCUGGUCUGUUGGAUCAGCGGUUUGCACUGCAAUGGGUUCAGCAACAUAUCACUAAAUUUGGCGGUAAUCCAAAGCGCGUCACUAUUGGCGGCGAGUCAGCUGGCGCCGGGGCAGCCAUGCUGCACGCUCUGGCGUAUGGAGGAAAAGAGUCGAAUCUAUUUCAAAACAUCAUCGCGGCUAGUCCGUACGUGGUACCCAUGUACCCAUAUGAUGACCCCGUACCCACCGGCUACUACGAAGAGUUUGUCGAAAAGACCGGCUGUGGCCCAUCUGCGAUCGCAGAAGCCCAGUAUAACAGCAGCUUUGACUGUCUAGUUGCAGCACCGAGCGAGAAACUUCAAAACGCCAGCGGUCUGGUUUCCGCGUCCGGCCUAUUCGGCACGUUUGCAUUUCUGCCUGUCGUUGACAAUGAGAUCAUUCGCCAGCGGCCGUCCGCACAGUUACUCUCCGGCAAAGUGAGUGGUCAGCGAAUCCUUGUCGGAAACAACGCUAAUGACGGCGUCCCCUUGAGUAAUCCCAACGUGGUGACCCGCGCCGCAUUCGACCAUUACCUCUCGGCGACCUUUCCGAACUUCACCGAAACGGAUCUCGCCUGGCUAAAAUUGGUCUAUGACACCGCCGACUCUCAGUCAACCGACGACAGCCCCCGGUUUGACACUCUGGGCACUUCCGGCCCAACGGCAAAGAACCAGUCCGAGGUGGCAACCGGACUGCAGCAGACCGUGUUCAACAUUUUUGCCGAGUCCACAUUUGACUGUCCCGCACAGUGGCUUGCCGAGGCGUUUGGGGGAUCUCUCCGCCAGGCCUGGAAGUACCAGUACUCCGUCACACCAGCCUACCACGGCGCGGACUUGAACGCCUAUUUUUCCGGCGAAGCGUCCUGGCCCAGCAGGGGGUUCAAUCACGCAUUCCAGAAGGUCUGGGGGGGUUUUAUUAUGAAUAACUCGCCGAUCAUUCCCAUCCCAGAUGCCGCCGGGAACCAGAGCGGUGCCAUAGUUCCUGAAACCCCCUCCGGCCAACUGGACUGGCCGCAGUUCCACCCCUCAGCCCCUUGGCAUAUGGACUUCAAUACGACCGGCGGCAGCGUCUCCCCGCUGGUCGUCACGCCGAACUUGACCUAUUAUAUCCGAGAGGGCGACGAUGUGGUCAAUCAUUUCCGUCUCGCGAACGCCUACACCUGGGAAGGCGGACGAGGCGUGAGAUGUUUAUUUUGGCGCGCCGUUGCCGAUCGGAUUCCGCUGUAA